AUGAUGGAGCAAGUUUACAAAUCAGAGGAUGCAGAGCUCUGUAGGCAGAUAUUAGCUACCAUGUCAAUAGUAUAUCGCCCCGUCACCCUUCUUGAGCUUCAGUCUUGUGUCGAGUUGCCUAAGGUCUUCACUGCCCUCUGUGGCUCUUUUUUGGCUUUACAAGGCGAUACCAACAUCAUUGUUUUUGUUCACCAGUCUGCGAAAGAAUUCCUUCUCGAAAAGGCAUUUUCCCAGAUUUUCCCUAUGGGUCUGGAAGCAGAACAUCACACUAUUUUUCUCCUUUGUUUCAAAACUAUGGCAAAUAUCCUUCGCCGUGGUAUAUCUCAAGCUGACAUCAAGUUGCCGAACAUCUCAAAUAUGGCAGCCCAAAGACCCAACCCGAGCCUAUUGGCACCUGCAGAAUAUGCCUGUGUCUACUGGUCUGGUCAUCUUCAACAUUGUGGUCGCAUCAUAUCUACAAACAGUGAUUUUGAAGAUAACGGGACGAUUGACAGGUUUUUACGGCAAAUGUAUCUAUACUGGCUUGAAGCUCUCAGCCUACUCGGCAAAACGUCAGAAGGCGUUGUUGCAAUGCUUGAACUUGAUGCCUUACUUUUAAGGAGGGGCAACUCGGUAGAAGUGAAGGAACGCGCCCAUGACGCUUUGCGCUUUUUCCGAUAUUUCAAACAUGCAAUAGAACGCAAUCCUUUGCAAGUUUACUGUUCACCUUUGUUAUUCAGUCCCUAUCGCAGCAGGACUAGAGAGUGCUAUCAGUAUGAAUCACCCGGGUGGGUAACCAUUGCUGGGAGUGCUGUACUCGAGAAUGAAUGGAGUCCCUGCCUUCAAACUCUUGAGGGAAACCACUGGAAUGCUGAAAUGGUUGUAGGGCACAGGUAUGGAUGGCUUGCAUCAAAGCCUAACGGUCAAUCAAUUGAGAUUUUUAAUCUGGAUACUGGUCAGUGUAUCUCAAGACUGGAGACGGGGCACAAGCAAGUUUCCAGGACUGUCUGGUCUCAUGAUGGAAACCGCCUUGCAUCAUCAGGCCAUUGGGGUGGGAUGGUCGAGAUAUGGGAUCUGCAAACUGGCAAAUGCAUAUCAAAAUUGGAAGUUGGUACAAAUCCCGAUUUCAUUAUUUGGUCUUUUUCUGGUGCUCGACUUGCUACACAAACUUCAGACCAAACGACCGAUACAUCGAGUCCAAAGACCGAGAAGCACAUGCAUCAACCGGUAUGCUGUACAGAUACCGACCCUCGUAUCAAUUCCAAUCUCCCCUUCGAGUUUGAUGUUCAACGAUCAACAACAAAAAUCUGGGAUACCAACACUGGCCGAUGUAUAUCAACAUUUGAAUCGAAAGGCACUAUUUCCUGGGCACGCGAUGACAUUAGACUUGCAUUGAAAGAACAAACGACAAUUUCUAUCUGGAACACAGACACUUGUCAAUGCAUCGCAACACUGGAGAGGGGACAUCUUGAUCCAAUAAUAGCUCUUGAAUGGGUACCUGAUAGCACUCGCAUCGUAUCAGAAUCAGAAGAUGAGCUGGUAAUAUGGGUUUUACCUACCACGCUGAAGACCGAGCCAUCUGUUCGUAUACAGGGCCAAUAUUCAGACGAGCUCAUGGGAUCGUAUCCUCUCCAUUUUAGCUGGGAAAUGCAUCAUAUUACUCCUAUAUUGAGACCCGCUCUCUAUAUCUUAGAAGAUAAAAUUUCGACAGCGCGAUUGAGAACCACUCUCUCUUUUUCAGAAGAUGGAACCAAAUUCGCAUCGACAGGACUUAGGCAUGCAAUCAAGAUUUGGAGCACCAUAACUUCUAAAUGCAUAUCGACACUUCAAGAGCAUGAUAUUAUCUUGUGCAUCGCGUGGUCUCCCGACGGAACGCGGCUCGCGUUUGGCUCUAAGGGCUCUACAGUAAGAAUCUGGAAUCCAAUGACAGCACACUGCAUGCUCCUUCUGAGAGGACACACGGAUGCUGUUACGGCUGUUCUUUGGUCACAAGAUGGGAAUCGACUGCUCUCGUUAUCCAACGAUCUGACUACCAGAAUUUGGGACACUUCCAGUGACUCUUAUACUAGUAGUCACUCCACGUCGGCCAUUGAUAGAGCUGAUGGGCAAGUGAUAUUCAUCGCUUGGUCCCAUGAUGAAACAAGGCUUGCAUCAUUAUCGAGGGAUUGGACAACUUUCCGAGACCUGACGAUCAGCAUUUGGGAUAAGCACUCAGUAAAACCGAUCCUGACAUUCAAAGCACAUCAUUUAUCUGUCAUUGGCUCUACCAAACAUUCUCAAAUAUUCUGGGCACGAGAUGGAUGCCGGCUUGCAUCUGUAGCAGAUGACACAACGAAUAUCUGGGAUUGCUUUACUGGGAGAUGCAUCUCUACAUUGACGCAUCGCACCAUGAACGUCGAUUAUGUCUCAUUCCUUGAUUGGUCACCUAGUGGAACCCAAAUUGCAUCAGUCGAGAAAUUUAACUCCCGUUCGAGAGUGAGAAUCUGGAAUCUAUCUACUUUCACCCAAGAGGCCCAGUCUGGUUCUGGGCUGUUUAACGGAUCGGUCCAACCUUUUGAGUGGUCUCCCGAUGAUGCUUGGCUGGCAUCAACCAUUAUGAAUAUGACAGAUUUUCCAUUCGGCUCAUCUUCACAAGGGACUGUCAUUAAAAUUUGGAACUCAGCUUCCGGAAGAUGCUUGCUGACGUUUGAACUAGAAACCAAGGUAUCAUCCAUGUCCUGGUCGAACGACAGUACAUGGCUCAGGCUAGGAUACCUUUGCGUGAAGGUAGACACAUUACUCACAGACCGUCGUGAGAGGCCAACAGCUACUGGCUUUGAAAGUUCCUCAACUGUUUCUGUGUCUCAUGACGGAACCAUGCAAGCAUCAUUGUUAGAGGGCAGGACUAUCAAGGUCUGGGACAUAGCCAAGGACAAGUGCUUACAUGAGCUUCAACUUGAGGUUUGCCAAUGGAUCGUGUUCGACUCAUCCGAUUCGAGCAUUCUACAUACUUCUGUUGGUACAUUUAGGUUCGGUCAUGAUAAUCACAAGAGACGCCACCCGAUAAACGACUCCGACAGCGAGGAAUCCGUACCACGACAAGCAGGAUAUGGCAUAAAGAGCGAUGAAAGCUGGAUUACGUUUGAUGGGCAAGACCUCCUGUGGCUACCCCCAGAUUUUCGACCAGCAAGGCCGGAUUUGUUCGUUAUGUCAGGCAAUACGGCGGUGAUCGGUUGCUUCUUAGGCCAUGUUCUGAUCUUAAACUUUUUCGGGAUGAAUCCUAUUCAAUCACUUGCUGCCAGCACUAGUCCGGUACCAUGUUGUGAGCCAGCCCAAUGA
Penicillium cosmopolitanum is the source of this 3297-nucleotide messenger RNA. Its product is annotated as WD40 repeat domain-containing protein. The transcript has 3 exons. The coding region runs from base 1 to 3297 and encodes 1098 amino acids. Gene Ontology annotation, molecular function: protein binding. NCBI's taxonomy places the organism in Eukaryota, Fungi, Ascomycota, Eurotiomycetes, Eurotiales, Aspergillaceae. The record is from RefSeq and is a predicted model, not a curated record.